UACUAGCAAGCUACUCCCAAGACGCUCUUGUAUUAUGGGACGGAGGGAGUAGCACAGACGCCACCACUUCUGUUCCCCUAUCAAGUUUCCAAAUCGAUGAAAGCACCAAGGGCAGGCACGGCGAAGCUCAAACGGGUGAGGGUAGGGAUGCAUCGAUGACAAUUCUGCUUCUCUGCAAGUGUCCGUCGAUCCGAUCGGUGGAGACAGGCCUCCUUCCACGGUCGCGCGCAUGGCUGUGGGCAGGAGGCCGGAGCUCCUCUUCUUCUUCUCCACAGCCGGCAGCUUGCUUCUCGGCUUCGUGGCCGUGUUCGUCGUCUCUUGCCUGGACGACCCAUACCACCCAGCGUUCAGGCUGCCCAACCAGUUAAUGUGGUGGGCUUUGAUGUGCGGUGCCUUCCCGUGGAGCGCGGUGCUGCUCGCGUUACAGAUGAAGUGGUUGUCUUCCGAAGGCUGGGAGCCCACCAAUGUCGAGCUCCUGGUCCUGAGCGCCGUCGAGUGGGUCGUCGCGUGUUUCACCUUCGGCCCAGCGUGCGCCGCCCUCGCCGUCUACCAGUUCGCCAUCCAGCACAACUACUGCCGCCCGGGGGCCGUCGUGUGCUUAAUGUACCUUGUCGCCGUCGCGACCGCAUGCGCCGCCGGGGUUCUCGCCGCCGUGUCGGCCUUGGGGAUGCUCUGGAUCCUCGCUUCCCGGUUCCGUCCGGCUCAUGCGGCCUAGUCGGCCAGCCUCCGCUGACUGCCGCGUCUUCUUGUUAGAGCCCAGGGAAGCACUAGUGUCAUGGAUACAUCGUUAGUAGUUCUAUACAACUAAUAAGAUCACGAACAGGGGUGACGUAGAGCGGUAGAGGUCCUAGCUUAAUUAGCAUGUUCACAUGAACGGAUACAAUACCAAGUUCCUAACUGCUACUAACUAAAAUCACCAGCGUAUGAUCAGUGGUGAUCAGUGGAGUGCUAGCUUAA
This is a messenger RNA of Triticum dicoccoides, 957 nucleotides long. RefSeq lists its product as uncharacterized. The coding region runs from base 230 to 715 and encodes 161 amino acids. Lineage: Eukaryota; Viridiplantae; Streptophyta; Magnoliopsida; Poales; Poaceae. The transcript has 2 exons. The record is from RefSeq and is a predicted model, not a curated record.